Messenger RNA from Python bivittatus (Burmese python), 1390 nucleotides. RefSeq names its product mitochondrial ribosomal protein L3 (gene MRPL3). Gene Ontology annotation, biological process: translation. The record is from RefSeq and is a predicted model, not a curated record. Lineage: Eukaryota; Metazoa; Chordata; Lepidosauria; Squamata; Pythonidae. Gene Ontology annotation, cellular component: mitochondrial large ribosomal subunit; ribosome. Gene Ontology annotation, molecular function: structural constituent of ribosome.
UAAGAACGGGGACUGCGGGGAAGAUUUUCUCGGUCGAACGCUGUUUUGACGGGUUAUUUGAUGUAGGAUCAUGCCGGGAGUUGGGCUGCUGUGUCGCGUAGGAUUGCGGCGGUUGGUACCUGGAGGCAUCCUUGGUUCAAUUCCCGGGACAGCGGAGGCUGCGGAAGUUGGACCUAGAGGGCGGGGCCUAUGGUUGGUCACAGUUCGGCAUAUUAUUUAUAAUACCACAUGGUGGGAUGAGCAUCUUUCAGAAGAAAAUGCUGAGUUCCUUAAGAAACUUUCAACAGAAGAACAUAAAGCUCAAAUUGCUAGUAAACUUUGUCCUCUGAAAGAUGAACCUUGGCCUCUGCACCCAUGGGAGCCAGGUUCUAGAAGAGUCGGUGUUAUUGCAGUAAAGUUGGGAAUGAUGCCGUUAUGGACCAAGGAGGGUAAAAAAAUACCUGUCACAAUGCUUCAGGUUCAAGACUGCCAUGUUUUAAAGUAUACACCUAAAGAAGAAUUUGAUGGAAAAUCUCCCGCUCUAACUGUUGGAGGGAAAAAUGUGUCUGAGUUCUAUAGAAAACCCUCUGUCAUGGAGAUGUACAGAGAACUAGGACUCCCACCGAAACAGAAAAUUUCAAUAUUUCGAGUGUCACCUAAUGCUAUCAUUAAGCCAGGUACACCCCUAUAUGCAGCUCAUUUCCGCCCUGGGCAACACGUGGACAUCACUGCAAAAACAAUUGGCAAAGGCUUCCAGGGAGUCAUGAAAAGAUGGGGAUUUUCUGGCCAGCCUGCUUCCCAUGGCCAAACUAAAACACACAGACGACCUGGAUCAAUUUCUAGUUCUGGUGUUGCAAAGGUCUUCAAGGGAACGAAAAUGCCAGGAAAAUUAGGGAACUUCUUCCGGACAGUUAAGGGUCUAAAGAUAUGGCAAGUCAAUGUGAAGCACAAUAUCUUGUAUGUACAUGGAAGUGUUCCUGGUCAUCAGAAUUGCUUAGUAAAGGUCAGUGAUACAAUUUUACCAGUUUACCAAGAUGCCCUUAAGAAUUCACCAUUUCCAACCUUUUUUGCUGAUUCCGAAGAGCUGCCUGAUGAACUAUAUGACGAGGAGCUUUUCCAGUUCACCGAACCCUCCAUCACAUUCUCUGAGUCCUGAGGAACUAAUAGUGAUUCUCUCUUCAGUCUGGAGAACUAAGCAAAGAGCCCUCACUGAAGAGUCCUCUGACUUCCAUUAGAUGGUGCCCACAUAAUCCUGGAUCAUUACCGUCAAGCAAGUUUUGAUUUCCAGACCCAGAACCAUUAAAAUAAAAAUAGUUCUGUCUACUGGAGAGAAGCUACCAGAUGAUAAAUUAUCAUUAGCGUGUUAGCACAUUAAGAUGAUUUACAUAAUAAACAAGUAUUUUUUUUUUCA